CUUAAUCGAAUGAUAGCAGGAUCAAAUACGGCUCCGUGAGCGCCUAGUGGAUGCAACAGGUCUGUCAUACUGGCGACAACGGUCAAUGUUUUGCAGACAUCAGUAUUGCAGUAUAAUAGUGUUGAAAAAAUCAGUCAUCCCUACCGAGGGACGUGUUUUGAGAACGUAUCGCACAAUUAACAGUCAUAUAACUGAGUAAUUGGAAGCUAGAUAUUUUCAUGUAGGUAAUAUGCAUAGCUUAUUAUAAAAGUGAAAUAUCCACUAUACAGAUACAUGUUGAUCAUUCGGGUACAUUGCACAGGAAAUCGAAAGGUGAUAAUGAGGUGCAGUUUGAUUGAGUGAAAGGUGAAUCUCUUCCUCGAGCAUAACACCAUUUCUGAACUGACGCUACGGCCGCUUUAUAUUCUACAAUAUUGCAUAAAUUUGAAACAGUUGUUAGGAGCAGAUGAUGUAAUGGCAUACCACUUCCGACUUAAUAGGUGGCCUCGCUGAACACAAACGGGAUUCAUUGACGGCGUUGCUUAAGACGAACACCUGUAAACUACACUCAUCGUUUCCGUCUAUGAUGACUGAUUAUGAUUCCAUAGGGAACGCUUCAGUGACAAUGUUAGUGAACGUUACUCCAUAUAGCGACGACUUGGCAGUGACUGGUUCUUUAAACAUGACAAAUGGAACAAUUCAAUCAACGAUUGCUCCCUAUGAAAACUUUUAUAACAGUGCACAGUUCACAACCGGACUAGUUUGCUACCCUAUUCUCUGUGUGUUGGGCAUAACAGGAAACGCUUUGAUCCUUAUUGUUCUAGCAACUAAAAAGAUGCAGACCUCCACUAACGUUAUUUUAGGUGCGCUGUCUGUUUCAGACAUGUUUAAACUUUUAAACGAUUUCCUGUAUUUUUUGACAAUACUAUUACUUCGAUUUUAUGAAGCAAAGGGGAAAGUAAUGUUGGCGUAUCUAUAUCCCUACGCACAUUAUAUCUUCAACAUGACUGCAUGUACAUCAGCUUGGCUGACGAUAUCAGUCGCCGUAGAACGCUACGUCAUGGUGUGCCACGCUACAAGAGCGAAGUCUCUCUGCACGAUCGCAAGAUCUCGCGUGAUCAGCGCAACAGUGUUUAUCAUAGUUGGUGCCAUUCUACUGCCUUCAGCAUUACGUUAUAGGACAGUCUCCCGUUGGUCCAACGUGACCAACUCCUCCCACAUGGACGUGGAGGUCACAGAACUGUGGAAAGACGCGAAGUUCGUGGCUUCCUACAACAGGAUGCAGAACCUUCUACGUUCAGUGAUACCCUUCUUCCUUCUUAUCAUCAUGAACGCGUUCAUAAUAAACGCACUGAGAAAGACACGUGCGAAUAAAAAGAUGGCUCAAAGAAAUCGCAUUACUACAAUGCUUAUUAUUGUUAUCUUAGUAUUUUUGAUCUGUAUUGCCCCGGAUGCCAUUAUGGGCCUCAUGGGACUUGGUUACAUAGAGGCAAAAGAUUUCCUCGUGAAAGGGGUUCGGGAAAUCACAGACAUGCUAUUAGCAGUGAACGCCUCGGUUAACUUUAUCAUAUACAUUGCCUUCAAUAGCAGCUUUAGGGAUCAGUUCUGCGAUCAAUUUUGUAAAAAGUGCCGGACUAAAUCGUGUAUUAACGGAACUAAAAAUAUCAAAAAAGAAUCUGAAGCUAAGUAUAAAAAGCUGUCGGAUAAAACUGUGAAUGGUUCCCACUAUAGUAAAUCAUCACCUAAUUCUUCAGAAAUUCAGGACCAGCCAACCACACUUAAGGACAAUGCGACUGUUACAAGUAAUGUUUAGAUGAUGUACAUUUCUGAUGUACAAAUGUAAAAUAUCAAAAUAAGGCAAAUAAAAUACAGAAAUAUUGUAUGUAAAAACAAAGCACCCGUGUAAAUAAUAUUUGAUAUAAAAGAGGUCUGUACAAAUGUUGAACUGCAAUGCAUGGAGUAAUCUAAGCACCCAGUCCAGAGAAAACGUCGACAUAUAUUAUAAGUUAUUUAAUGGGAGGGAUGGAAUACGGAUUUCUUUUUUUGGAGCGAAAUAUGAUAUAGACCAAGGAAAAUAUCAUAUU
This is a messenger RNA of Owenia fusiformis, 2063 nucleotides long. Lineage: Eukaryota; Metazoa; Annelida; Polychaeta; Sabellida; Oweniidae. The record is from the annotation of a GenBank genome assembly.